Messenger RNA from Seminavis robusta, 1468 nucleotides. Lineage: Eukaryota; Bacillariophyta; Bacillariophyceae; Naviculales; Naviculaceae. The record is from the annotation of a GenBank genome assembly.
CAAGUCCCAAGCUGCAGCUGUAAUAAAAUCCUUUGAUGAGGACGGUUGCUGCCUCCCUGAUCGAUCCAAUACAUGUACAAUGGACAAUAAUGCGUUUAAAGACUUGGUUCGUUCCAAAGUGAAGAGCACGAAGCAAAUCGCUCGCGAAGCUGUGGAACAAGCCUUUGCCAAGAAGAACAAGACACGCAAACGACGACGACGUGAUGACGAUGAUUUGGAUUCGUCCGACAGUGACACCGAGAAAGGCAAAAAAUCCAAAAAGGGAAAGUACAAGAGCAAUAGGAAAGAAGAUGAAGAUGACGAUGAAAAAUACGCAACCGCAACCAAGGAACACUAUCGUGAUCGCGCCCAAGAGCGUCGAGAAGGCAAGAAUGUCGAUUAUCAAGAGUCACAAGUGCUCUUGGAAACGGUCAAGAAACAGGCAUCCGCGUCGGAAGGAUUGGAUGAGACGGAGCUUUCCAAAUUCUUGGGAGGGGAUGAAGCUCAUACUCAUCUGGUCAAGGGAUUGGAUGUGGCACUGGCACAAACCGUGCGGCAGAAAAUGCAAGAACAACAAGAAGGAACGGUUGAUAGAGGCGAAGAAGAGGAUGAACAAGACACUGGCAAACAACACCAACCGAAAUCCAUUGACACCAAAGACGGUGCACGCGAGUACGUGUUGUCGUCGUCGUCACAACCAGCGGGUCGGCUGUCGGCAUUGGGACGAUCCGUAUUGCCGUACUUGCAGCACAAGUUGCAACCACAAGACCCCAAAACCGUGACGGGCGCUGGAGCUGCUAUUCACCGUUCCCAACUCGUCUUUUGCGUCGAUUGGAAUCCUCAGAAUUUGGCAUUGUCGUGGGAGGUUCCCAGUGAGAAGAGUCGAGCCGCAGCCACCGUUCAGGCCACACAUCAUGGCACGGGCUUGACCAAGGCAUCUCCACUCACACGAGAAUUGAUCCAUCAAAUGAAGAAACGAUUUCAGAAAUCGAACAAUGGUAUUACCAUUAUUGCAACCGCAGCUGCCAAAGAACAACAAGGCAGUGGCCCGAAAACAGUCGUGGAGAAUGAUGAUAGUAGCGACGAUGAUAUAUUUCCAGCAACCGGAGAUUGACCUUCUCACUCACUCACUCACCGAAACGACAACCACAUGAUUUGUUUUCACUAGCAGUGCUGUCCAAUCCACAAUUGAAGGUAGGUCUGCAUUGUGCGUUGUCUACUAUACAACCGAAUGCUUGGAAAAAGGACCAGCGGCUGCUCUGAGAAGGAGGAACUUUCCAAUUUACAACACAAUACACAAUGAUAGGUCGUCAGUGUAUGAUUGGCGAGAAAAUGGUACUGACUCAAAUGCAGCCGCUCUUUGGAUUUUGCCUUUUUCUGCUCUUCUUGUUUGUUUGGAGUUCAUUGUAUAGAACGAGCGAUGCUAACGAUUGCGUCACUUUUUCUUUCUUUCGGCUUUCGGACCGCGCAGGUACUGUGGAACGGAACG